Messenger RNA from Suillus bovinus, 1911 nucleotides. RefSeq lists its product as uncharacterized. The record is from RefSeq and is a predicted model, not a curated record. The transcript has 6 exons. The coding region runs from base 1 to 1911 and encodes 636 amino acids. Lineage: Eukaryota; Fungi; Basidiomycota; Agaricomycetes; Boletales; Suillaceae.
AUGAGCCACCUUGAAGAUUUCGAGAACACGCUGAAAGAUGUCGUUAAUGCAAAACGACUGUCAGCUUCCAAGAUGGUGAAAUUGACUGAGAUUGCACUGAAGUCCGUGGAGCACGACACUAAGCUUGUUGCGAUACUUUAUCGCACUCACAAGUCACUGUCUAGUACUGCUAAGGUGUCAAGUCUCUAUGCGUUUGAUGCUCUAGCACGUGCCGCCCGAAGUUAUGCCACAAAGCGCGGUAUCACUGGUGACAUAAAUUCAAGCACCGGAAACGCUGCCACCUUCCUACUCAAAGUUGAAGGUGUUUUGGAUGGUCUGUUCCAGGAUAUGAUUGCGCUUGAUAAUGCGGAAGCGAAGGAAAAGACGAAGAAAGUUCUGGAUAUAUGGACCAAAUCAAAUACUUUUCCUUCGCCGGUUUUGACACGGCUGAGGGAGAUGAUGGACUCUCGAAAAGAAUCCGUGAAAAACCCAAUGCCACCCAUCGCACGAGUCGAAACUCAAGCAUUGCCAAUAAUUACUACCCCUCCAUCGGCUACACCGUCCCAGGGCCCAACACCUCCUCUCCCAGAAUCGGUGCAGUCCAAACUUCUUGCCCUGCUUGGACAAGCCGCACUAGCCGCUGGGCAGCCACGCAUCCAAACACCACCAAACACUGUGUCUGCCCCACCCCUCGCUGGGCACCUAGCAUUGUUGCAACAGUUGGCUUUGACAACAAACAUUCCGAAUGGUGGUACUCCAUCACAAUCUGCAAUCCAGCUCCAGUUGCGAAGUGCACCGCUCCCGUCUGUGUCACAGCGUCCUCCUCCAUCUCAUCUAAACAUCCAAGCACAACCUCAUUCUUCCUCACAGUCACACGCUCAGCAUGACCCUGGUAGAGAUUCUUGGCAGGGUCGUUCAAGUCAAUUUGAUCAUGGAAGAGAGCGUGAUGGAUUCCACGAUUCUAACCCACGCGGGGGAUUCCAGCGUGGUUUUCGUGGUCGUGGUCGCGGUAGGGGUAGAUGGGAUGACCGUGACCACGAUCGUUUCAAAGAUAGGGAUUGGAAUUCUUCUUCACGACCAAGAAGUAGCCGUUCCAAAAGCCCACGCAGAUUCAAUGGGCAGCGGCCACGACCGUAUAGUCCGCCUCAGAGACCUGCAGCAAUCAGAGAUGUAGCCCAAAAUCAAACUUCGGCUAAACUCCCUGAAGCGGGAAAAGACGAGUUUGGACGAGAUAUUAGACCGUCUUCUGCCACUCCUCCUAGAGCUGCAUCAGUUGAUGCUCAACUCCAGCCUCCAAUGGUUCCAUCUGUAGUCCCUGCCCGUACGGCGGCACCCGAAAAUCGUGUACCUGUAUCAGACCAGUUGCCCUCGGUAGCUGCCAGUACAUCUACACAGAAAGUCGAACCUCGUAAACCGAGUUCGGCGCCAGCGCUGCAGCAACCAGGACUUGAUCAUUUUGAUAUCACAACGUUUGAUUUCACUGCACCCUCAUCGUGGGAAGCUUUGGGAAAGAUGUGGCACAGUACUUACGGCGAUACACCGUCUCAAGAAGAACUCAUGCAGUUUGUAAUGGCGGGUGGUGUAGUCGCAUUCGCUGGUCAGACAAAUGCUGUGCAAGCUGGUCAGUGGCAAGACCCAAAUUGGGGUGCCCAGACCGCAGGUUCUGGACGUGGAUGGCAAGGAGGCAGGGGGCAAGGCAGAGGAUUGAUGGCUGGACGUGGCGAUACCCUUGGACACGGCAAAUACCGAGACGGUGGACACUGGGAUGAAGAACACUCGGACGCCAUAGUCCUAGGCGAAACAGGCGGCCAGGAUAGUAGUCCCGGUGAAGAGCAAGCUCAGUGCACGGAUCCAGCCCAAAUGGGAAGAGACGACAUGCUUCAUGUAGACCCACACGAUUCUCAAAACGUGGGUUCGGGUCGGAUGCAAUGA